Messenger RNA from Manihot esculenta (cassava), 477 nucleotides. RefSeq lists its product as uncharacterized. The transcript has a single exon. The coding region runs from base 5 to 469 and encodes 154 amino acids. NCBI's taxonomy places the organism in Eukaryota, Viridiplantae, Streptophyta, Magnoliopsida, Malpighiales, Euphorbiaceae. The record is from RefSeq and is a predicted model, not a curated record.
AAUAAUGGGGAGUAAAGCAAACAAGCUGUUGCUGCGAAUCAUAUUAGCACCCAUUAUGAUUCUCAGUAAAGCCAGAGACUUCUACGUAAAGAGGAUGCUAGAGUGUGGCGGAAGGGUUGGAUAUAACGCCGUAAUAAUCGGUGGUCCGGCAGUGUCUCAAAGUGUGUACUUGCCUGAGAGUUGCAGUGUUGUUAUCUCUUCAGAAGGAGGCAACCAAGAUGAAGAAUUCAGACAACUUUUGCAGCGUACUAUGAGGGAAUCAUUGAACAUGAGUAAUCGACAAAGGUUAGAGCUAAGACGAAGGACAAUGGAGUUUAGUGAUAUGGGGAGAAGUUAUAGUGUUGGGGUGGGGAAGAUUGGGAGAAUUGAUGAGGAUAAGCCUUGUUCUUUUAGAGAAGUUGAAGAUGAAGAUUCGUUUGCUAAAAGUAGAAGCCAUGCCCUUAGGAGAAAUGUUGUGAAUUAUUGCUAGUGCAUGGA